CGCCUCCUCUCGAUCACUUCCUGGUUAUUUUCAAACGUCUUCCGAGCUGUUUGUGAAACAAGUCAAAAGUUACCGAGACACCGGAGGGGGGUGAGCUCAGAGGCAGGGAAACUACACCGGAGAGGAGUCUGUACCGUCUGUGAAACACGUGUUACAGAAUGAUUACCGGACGGUGUGUUUUCAGCGGCUAACGGGCGGCAGGAGCUGCUUUAACACUGCUGCUAACAGUUAGCUUAGCCUAGCGUAGCGAGCUAACAUAACAAUUGUUAGUUUGAAGGUAUUGGUAGCAUCAGCUAGCAUCAAAUAGCAUCGACUCGUUCACGUCAAGUUCUCCAGAGAAAGGGGGUCCAGAAGAGGACAACAUUAUGGAGAAUAAGGACAAAGUGCAGCUGAGGAACCACCCUCGCAGACAGCUGAAGAAGCUGAGCGAAGACAGCCUCACCAAAGAGCCGGAGGAAGUGUUCGACGUCCUGGAGAAGCUGGGGGAGGGGUCGUACGGCUGUGUGUUUAAAGCCCACUAUAAGGAGACCGGGGAGAUCGUGGCCAUCAAACAAGUUCCCGUGGAGUCCGACCUCCAGGAAAUCAUCAAGGAGAUCUCCAUCAUGCAGCAGUGUAACAGCCCCCAUGUGGUGCGGUACUACGGCAGCUACUUCAAGAACAGCGACCUGUGGAUCGUCAUGGAGUACUGCGGAGCCGGAUCAGUGUCCGACAUCAUCAGACUCCGCAACAAGACGAUAAACGAGGAGGAGGCCGCGGCCAUCCUGCAGUGCACCCUGAAGGGUCUGGAGUAUCUGCACUUCAUGAGGAAGAUCCACCGAGACAUCAAGGCGGGGAACAUCCUGCUGAACAACGAGGGUCAGGCCAAGCUGGCAGACUUCGGGGUUGCUGGACAACUCACAGACACCAUGGCCAAGAGGAACACGGUGAUCGGCACGCCCUUCUGGAUGGCUCCCGAGGUGAUCCAGGAGAUCGGGUACAACUGUGUGGCCGACAUCUGGUCCCUGGGCAUCACGGCCCUGGAGAUGGCCGAGGGGAAGCCGCCCUACGCCGACAUCCAUCCGAUGAGGGCGAUCUUCAUGAUUCCCACCAACCCUCCCCCGACGUUCAGGAAGCCCGAGCUCUGGUGUCCGGAGUUUCAAGACUUCGUCAGCCAGUGUUUGGUGAAAAACCCCGAAAGCAGAGCGACUGCCACACAGCUGUUACAGCACCCUUUCAUCAUGUCGGCGAAGCCCAGCACCGUCCUGCGAGCGCUGAUCACAGACGCCAUGGAGAUCAAACUGAAGAAGCAGGAGGAGGAGGAGCAGAGGGAGCAGGACGCAGAGGACGAAGACAACUCGGACGAGGACGAGGUGGAUCAGGGCACGAUGGUUCGGGCGGGAACCGGCGACUCCGGAACGAUCCGAUCUGCGGGGUCGUUGUCCGGCUCGCUGAGCGGCACGGCCCGGACCAUGAUCUCUCACGACGACGGCACCAUGCAGUCCCAGCUCGGCACCAUGGUGAUCAACUCUGACGAGGAGGACGAGGAGGAGGCUGGCACCAUGAAGAGGAGAGACGAGACGAUGCAGCCGGCCAAGCCGUCCUUCCUCGAGUACUUUGAGCAGAAAGAGAAGGAGGCCAACAGUCACAACAGGGGGGGAGGAAAAGGAGAGAACAACGCGGACAACCGCAAGCUGCCCGGUGACGGAGACUUCGAUGUGGUGAACUCGUGGACGGUGGAGGAGCUCCGGCUGCGUCUGUCCUCUCUGGACCCUCAGAUGGAGCAGGAGAUCGAGGAGAUCCGGCAGCGCUACCAGACCAAGAGGCAGCCCAUCCUGGACGCCAUCGAGGUCAAGAAGCGGCGGCAGCAGAACUUCUGAGGAGGAGGAGCGGGAGGUCUCUUUGGUCUCUGCGGCAGAUUUAACAAACGACAGCUGAGUAUAUCUGUUAUGAGACGUGAAGAUGUGGAAAACUGUGCGAAGACUUCUGAUGAUGGAACUGCUGGAGAAGAACUUCCAAAGAGCCGGACGUUAGUGACAAUAUUUCUGCCUGUUUGGAGUCUUCAAAAACCCUUUCCUGGAUUUCAGAAAAGACGCUUCUGAAACAUACAUUCUGUCUCCCAUCUGCUGGACUCUCUUUCUGUUUGUUACACAGCGACGAUUGUUCAAAUCGCUUUAGUUUUCUACUGAACCGUGCGGUACAAUAUCAUUUGACCUGCUGACUGCUCGACUGGUACUCUUUACGUCCUCAAAUGUCUCUCUCAUUGUUGCUGCUCAGUGUUCUCAGUCUUUACCCUGUCUUAAAAAGGGUUCAGAAAAAAAAAAAAAAGGCUUCAAAUGGAAACGAUUAGUUUGCUCCACAUCGUGUCCGUGUGCUUCGGAUCAGUCGUAUUGAAUAUGAGGAAUUUAAACUCUGAUCACAAAAGCAACGUCUCUUACGGUACAAGGUCCUUCUUUUUAGUUCUACAAAUUCCAGCAGAAGAUUUAAAAACCAAUGAAAGAACAUCAUCAUAGUGUUUUAUAUUAAAGAUUAGAAGCAGAGUGUUUUAAGAUACCGUUCUAAUCUUACCUUUUAAAUUACUGGAUCAUUUUACCUCUUUGUGUUUCACAGUUCUGGAGUCCCGCAUUAAUAUUUUAGGGGCCUUUAAUCCCCUCCAGUGUCCAGUUUUAUUCCCGUGUCCAUCAUCUCUUUUCGCUCAGUCAGCUAAAAAACAAAGACCUGGACCGGGUUCAACAAAGCUUUUAUUUCCUGGAUUUAUUAUUUCUGAUUUGGCACUGAAACCACAUCGCCCCCAUCCCCCCGAAAACAGGAAGCGGCCCUUCAGCGCUCCUCCUCUCCAGACGCUCUGCUUUCUACCCGCAGCACAGAAACGCUUAUAUUUUUCUAGGUAGGUUCAGAGGUCACAGAGGAGGAUUAAAAACCAGCCUCUCAGGUCAGAAACUCCUCAGGGUGUAAAAUAAUAGUCUGUUUAUAAAUGAGCACAACAGCUGAGUCUGUGUAUUGUGGUUUAGAUCGACGAGUUAAAGGGUUCAAUCACCGAAACGAGACGCCUUUUAUUAAGUUGUAUUGAAAUAAUCAGCGGCGGAGAUGCGUCUGAUGUUUCUGGAGAUAAACUCAGUUUGAGGUUAAAUUUCAGUUUCGUUUUGCACGUUUUUGUCUCGUGAGCACAAUUCAUCUCCUCUUCUGUUACGAAACAAAAGGGAUUUUUCUGUCUGCCUUAUUUUGGAUGUUCUGCUGUGAUGUUUGUGACAGUGAUCCACUGUAGUUACAAACAAAUGAGAAAACAGAGACGGAGGGUUCAUUUCUUUAAAGUAACAUUCUGAAUUUCAGGUCAAAAUGUGUAAAUUAACGGAUUAUAAAGUCACACAUUUACAAGAAUGUUUUAGUUUCAAACAAAAAAACUGUAUUUUUACAGCUUUCCCUUAAACCUCUAACCCUAAUCUCCAAAUAAUAUCCAAUUAACUAAUUAACCCUCAAAAAUCCUGAUUUGUUUCUUGGAAUAUAAUCUCCUUCCAGGGGCUCUGUAUUUAUUUUUAACCUACAAUGGCCCUGAUUAUAACAUGUUUCUGGUCAGAAUAAGGGAAAAUAUAUUUUCAAUAACGCAGCUUGAUUGUUAUAUUUGGAGGUCUGAUGUUUUGGUGCUCGUCGUGAAACCCCACCUCAGAAACGUAGUCGUUGUCACUGGAUAUUAAAAUGUUUGGACAUUUCUGAAUGCUUUUUUUUUUGCUUUAAAUGAUUGUUAUUUUUUGGUUAUUGAAUGAAAAAUAAACCACUGCAGGUAUAAGUUCAAAGAAUCAUCACCAGUUUGUGACAAGGAUCUGAAAUACAGUAAAGUCGUGGCUUGGUGGAAUCACUUAGCGAGGCUUUAAUUUAUUUAAUGAGUGAAUCGGUUAAAUGUCUAAAACCUGCUGAAACAUAUCAAGUGUUUAUUUAUUCAUUAUGUUUGCAGCCCAGGUAUCUCUCUAUCUGGUUGAUUUUCAUUGUAGACCUCAGCUGUUUCUAUGUUUUGGUUCAUUAACUCUCAGUAAUAGGAAGUUAAACUUUGUGAGUAGGAAGUGUUUAAACUCAAGGCAUCAUUGAUCCUUUAAAACUGUGACGCAUCACCACCAGGGAAGGUGGGAACACAUACAGUUUCUCUGCUUCCUCUUUGUGCAAAUUUUGUAUUUUUUCUGACGUUUUUACUCAUUCUUUCGGAGCUCUUUUUGGUUCGCGCGCUUCCUGUUUGCCUGAAAAGUUUCUGAAGUUUAUUUUACGCUUACAGUGUGCAGAGGAGGUCGUGCAUAAGAUCCCUGAUGUUUGGUUUGUGUAUUUUGUUUGCCUGUCUAAUAAAAGCUAAGGAAGGUUUCA
This is a messenger RNA of Eleginops maclovinus (Patagonian blennie), 4323 nucleotides long. RefSeq names its product serine/threonine-protein kinase 3/4-like. The record is from RefSeq and is a predicted model, not a curated record. Gene Ontology annotation, biological process: intracellular signal transduction; protein phosphorylation; regulation of MAPK cascade. NCBI's taxonomy places the organism in Eukaryota, Metazoa, Chordata, Actinopteri, Perciformes, Eleginopidae. Bases 366 to 1856 code for a protein of 496 amino acids. Gene Ontology annotation, cellular component: cytoplasm. The transcript is spliced from 11 exons. Gene Ontology annotation, molecular function: ATP binding; protein serine/threonine kinase activity.